CUAUUGCAUUGGGAUGGGAGCUUCCCUCUCUUUCCAAAAGGCAGUUGGCAUUUUUGUUGAGACCAUGGAAUGAGAGGAAAAGGCUACCCCAUCCACGCCUCCCCACCCCUUUGUGCUGCUAUACUGAACAAGAGACUCAGUGCCUACAGUGAACAGGAAUGGGGCCACACGAGGGCAGCAUAAGCCCAGGAAAGGAGCCUGUAACUGGAGAAGGACGAGGGUGGGAUUUCUUUAAUGGAGGAGAACUGGGAUUCCCAGCAUGCAACAAUUGGAUAGCUUUAUCCUUCAAAUCCCAAGCUUUUGAGAAGAGUGGCGGAAAAUGACAGACCAAAGGGGGGAUGCACCAAAGAAACAGGUACGGACCCCUAAAGCUUUUGCCAGGAUCCCUGCUCUAUUCAUAAGUUAAUUAAAUUUCUAACACACUUUACCAGGGCGCUAAGAAAAUAAUAGCCCCGGCUCCCAGUAUUCAGAUACCUUCCUGUCUCAUUUCUUUGGCAGAGUGGAUCACAGUCUUACCAAAUUGAACAUCAACAAACAGAAGAACAUCAAGAAAAUGAAUGUGCAUAUGUGUGUGUGUGGGGGAUAGAUCUCAAAAAAUGUAUAAGACCCGUGCUCCUAUUACUUUUAACAGUAGUUUAAUCGGCUGGCAUUAACAGCUGACAAACCCCCAGGCCAUGAAAAGCUUCCCUUAUUGAUCUCUGCAGAUGGAGCUCCUGUUAAAGUUACUCAAGGAUUAUUUCCUCUUAAGCAGCUGGCUAUCUAAUGUAUGCUUGCUUUCCUAUAGAGCCAGAGCAGCUCGUUUUUUGAGAAAGGUUUCUAACCUUUUUUUAGCUAUAAACUUUGAAGGAAGCAACAGUGUUCAAAGUCUGCGCGGCACAAGCAAGCUAUGACGACACUUUCAACUUUGGGAGGGGGGCAGAAUUGAGUUUUACCUUCCCCGGAACUUUCACUUUCAUUUGCUGUGCCAUGCCAAAGAGGACAACCGCAGCAAGGAAGGAGCGCUCACAGCUCAUGACACUUUGCAGAAACUGGUCAGCCCCAUCUUUGCUUCUUCAAUCCAAUCAGAAGAGAAUUGACUCACCUUCUCCUAGAGACCAUUUUUCCUCCUUCCGUAAACCUUUGACUGGAAGGGGCCAAGAUGUCCAACAGUGUCUGCUGCAAAUUGGUGGACUACUUGGACGAGCUCACAGAGGAGGAAUUCAAGAGAUUUAAGAUGCACCUCGAAGACUACCCACUGGAGCAAGGCUACAAGCCAAUCCGGCACUGUAAGACUGAGAAGGCCGACCUCACUGAAAUAGCACGGCUCAUGGUCAGGGCCUAUGAGGAGGCGAAAGCAUUGCAGAUGACAGUCAACAUCCUCGACCGAAUAAAUAGAAAGGAUCUGUCGGCAAAAGUCAAACAAGAGAUGUCAGCAUUUUUUCUGCAGCCUACGAAAGCAGUGGCCUCGACCAGGGAAGAAAAAAGAAAACGGGAAGAAAGGUUGCUGUCCAGUAUCACUGACAAGUUUUGCGGGACUCAAAAGAAAGUGGAAGUCACACUGGAUCCCAAGACAGCCUUCCCUACCCUCAUCCUUUCUGAAGAUCGGAAAAGUGUGUACCUGGGCAGGCAGGCCCAGGUUCUUCCUGACAACCCUGAGCGCUUCAAUUUUUCGCCAUGUGUCCUUGGAGCAGAAGGCAUCACCUCUGGGACUAUGGAAUGGGUGGUAGAGGUGGGCAAGGCCAAAGCAUGGGCCAUCGGGGCAGUCCGGGAAUCCAUAGGGAGAAAAUGGUACCAAUGCAUCAGAGUUACUGAGGGGUUUUGGGCACUGCAGCUGACUGAGGGAGAAUACAUGGCCUCUACCUCUCCUUCCACUGUCCUUCCACUGUGGAAAUCCCCGCGACGGAUCAAGAUACUCCUGGAGUACGAUUUUGAAAUCCUCUCCUUUUAUGACGCCGACUCCAUGGAACUUAUCUAUACUUUCAACUAUCCUUUCUCUGAGAGGAUGUUUCCCUUUUUCCAGGUCUGGGAUACUGAGAUCCCCCUGAAAAUCUCAUAAGGGCACAUUUUUAAGAUGACUUAGACUGCAAUCCUGCACUAGAGCUGUGUACACGUUCCUGUUUGCUCCGCAACCAGUGUGCUUUCAUCACUGGCUUGGGAGCAGUGUACACAACAUUAGUUACAAUCCAUAUGUGGUUUCUUAGGAAAUAAUCACAAUUUGAUGCGUUUCCCGCCAAACCUGCCUGGAUUCAAAUUGAGGAACCAGGACAACCUAGUAAUGUGUACACAGCCUUAGAUGUGGCAAGAAACAGUGAAUCCACCAACCAAUUAUGAAAUUGAGCCAGUAAUUUAAGGAGAGAUGAGUUUGUGAAAUGGCCCCUCACCUGGUUCCUGGUACCGACCAAAGAGGAAUGGCUAUGUAAAUUAUGUGAAUAUUUGGAACUGGCCAAAUUGAUGGAUAGAAUAAGACUAAAGCCAAUGUAUACAGUCAAGAAGGAAUGGAAGUGCCUGAAUGAUUAUUUAUAAAUACAAGGUUCUAAUGUAAAAAAUUGGCUGUGUUUAGAAUGACCUCGUGAAUGGAAAAGGGGAAACAUACCUAUAUAUUAAGAUAAAAAUAAUACUGAAAUACAGAUAAAAUACGAAAUGUGAAAGGAAGUGUUGUGAGAGUGAUGGAAGUCUUAUUACUAUUAUCAUUUUGUAAAAUAGUGUUUAUUGUAUUGAAAUAUUAUACUUUUUUAUUUUUUUACUGUCUACCUUUCUUUGCUC
Podarcis raffonei (Aeolian wall lizard) is the source of this 2742-nucleotide messenger RNA. RefSeq names its product E3 ubiquitin-protein ligase TRIM39-like. Gene Ontology annotation, molecular function: protein binding. NCBI's taxonomy places the organism in Eukaryota, Metazoa, Chordata, Lepidosauria, Squamata, Lacertidae. The record is from RefSeq and is a predicted model, not a curated record. Bases 1139 to 2035 code for a protein of 298 amino acids. The transcript is spliced from 4 exons.